This is a messenger RNA of Chaetomium fimeti, 1513 nucleotides long. RefSeq lists its product as uncharacterized. The coding region runs from base 95 to 1294 and encodes 399 amino acids. The record is from RefSeq and is a predicted model, not a curated record. NCBI's taxonomy places the organism in Eukaryota, Fungi, Ascomycota, Sordariomycetes, Sordariales, Chaetomiaceae. The transcript is spliced from 3 exons.
CCAAAACAACCAAAAUAAUGCACGUCUGAUUGAUUCCUCCUUUCCUACCUAGCUUCCCAGCAACGGGGCCGCUGGGCUUUUCGCUCGUACCAAGAUGGCCGUCUCUUUACUCGAAAAACCGCCCGGUUGCGAAUGGGAGCAUUCUGAGGGCUCUGCGGUUACGGCAACAUUUCCGCCGACGCCAUCUUCGACACCGAAACCCGAGGUCGCUCUGCCAGCAUCGACCCAUCAUCAACCGGAGUCACCGUUUCCAUCGUCCGAGGCCCCAGGCUCACAGCAACCACAUCUCGCUCCUCCUCUUCACACUGCUCCCCCAGCGCCCCAGCCUGGGUCAAUCCAAGCCAUUAUCCGUGAGCAAUGCCGCUCUCGCCUGUACGUCCCGCCCAUUGUCUGGACGUCGAAACAACCACGGCUUUUAGGGUGUCGGUUUGCCUUCAAGAGGAUGCAUACAACUAGACAGGGGCAGCGCGAUGCAGAGAAGGAGAGCGCAACUCAGCAGCAAACCCAGCAGUACCAAGACCGGAUAUUGGCCGCGGCUGGGCUACGGGGGCCGGCGAUAGCGUCGUGGUGGAAGCUGGCUAUCAAGGACUUCCUUGGAGCUUGCAAUAUCCACCCGCUUGGAUCCCAUUCAACCCUACCCUUCCGUUACGGCGGACAUGUUGUUGCCAAGGUCAAAACCGAGGGCAUUUUCUCCGCUGGCUCAACAGCUCCCUUUCUCGCCUACCUCAACCUUGAGACAAUAGAUGCACUCCGCGAGAAACAUGUUUGCUGUCGAGUCGGCCGGCGACACAGUGUCCCUGUUGCGACCCUCAGACAGAAGAAGCUGCGCUCCCUCCAGCCCCGACCCAAAGCAGCAGACCCGUACAUUGUGGCUGCUCUAAUUGCCCUGGCUCAAGAGCAGCAAUUGCGGAGUCAUCAGACAGCGGGCGGGCGUGCAGUGGAUGCGCAGGCCCAAUCUGCCAGUUCUAAAGAAACAGAGGCGUCCUCGCAUGAGGCCGCUUUCUUCAACGUUCAAGUACUGGCCGUCCCCGGUGCAAGAGCCCAGGUUCUCCACGUAUACAAGGCUUCCAUUCCCUCAGGAUUUCUCGACAAUCUUCAGAAGCCCUCGCUGUUUUCGCCAUGUUCUCCGAUCCUAGUUUCGUGUUGGCUCGUUUCUCUGACCGAACCAGAAGAGGUGGUGGAGCAAAUAAGUUCCCUGCUCCGAGUGCCCGCUGAUGCGCGAGGUCAGGGUCCAAGACCCGGCAGGAUGGUCGCUUAUUACCGACGCAUGCACGACAGUAACCGUGCUGGAUAGGUUGACAUCAACUCAGAACCGAGAACAAUGAAUCACCUCAGAUACUUGUACAAAAAGCCUGUCAGGUUAUCACACGACCAUACCGUUGCCUGCCUCAUGGUCAGUGCUGGUGACUGAUCAUCAUGUUAUAGAAGAUAGUGGCGUUUCCAUGUGUAGCAAAAUAUGUCUCCAGGCGCAAGACCGCCAACUCUUUAAUUGUCAAUAUUAAGCAAGCUAGAC